GUGGACAGUGACAGUGACAAUGUGAGUGAGGUUAUCUUUAAUUAUGUAAGGUCGGAAAACAAUUUUAGCGACUCAAUUUUAAAUCUUAUUUUAUAAAAUGUCAGGGCCUCUCAGAGCAAGGGUUCUCCAAAGCUUUAAAAAUAUACACAAAACGAGAAAAAAUAUAUUUGAUGGUGAUAUAAUCGCUUUAACAGAAGCUAGAAACAAAAUCAAUGAAGAGUACAAAAAGUGUAAACAUGUUUCUGAUCCAGGAGCUAUUGAAGAAUUGGUAAAGUAUUCCGAGGAGGUUGAAAAGGAGUUGAGAACCACGGUAAUACAAGCAAAAGAAGUGAAACCUGGCGUUUUCGAAGCUAAAAUAAGAGAUGAAACUGUAAAAUUGGAGAAUGUUCCUUUUAAUGAAUGUGCUAGUAAACAGAACAAUUAAAUAGGUAGUUUAAAUAAUUGUUUUAACCAAAGACUGAAUUUAGUUUUUAUCUGAGUUUGUGAUCAAUGUAUAUUUAGUAAAUAUAUAUUUGUUGUUUUAUA
Diabrotica virgifera virgifera (western corn rootworm) is the source of this 525-nucleotide messenger RNA. RefSeq names its product complex III assembly factor LYRM7. NCBI's taxonomy places the organism in Eukaryota, Metazoa, Arthropoda, Insecta, Coleoptera, Chrysomelidae. Gene Ontology annotation, biological process: mitochondrial respiratory chain complex III assembly. The record is from RefSeq and is a predicted model, not a curated record. The transcript has a single exon. Bases 98 to 424 code for a protein of 108 amino acids.